AUGAGCUCAAUCAACCUGUGGACGCUCGUGACCCUGACCCUGUGCCUUUGGAAUGUCGGCACAGGAUGCACGUGGAUGGAAACGCAGAAGGGUUCCAGAAGUAUGUUUCAAGUCUCCAACAAAGCCAUCUCGAUGCUGCAACGCAUGGGUAGAAGGGUCGAGGGGGACAGCUCGUCAGGAUUCUCCGGGGACGGACUGCCAAAUUUCCCUUCAAAGCAACACAACCAAGCCCUCCAUCUGAAGGCCGAGGAUAAGUUGGUGUUCAUCUGGCACGCGCUCAAUGACAUAGAAAGGCUGUUCAGCAGCGGCAGCAGCAACGCCACGCGCUGGGCCCAGAGAGACGUGGACGAGUUCAUGAGCUACCUUUUCCGCCAGAACACUCAGGUCCAUCAAUGUUUAAAGGCGAUGAGACCGACAUCAAAUGCUGUCAGCAAAAAGAUGAAACUGCAUUUCAGAUUGAUGAAGAAAUCUUUGAAAAAUCAGGGUUACAGCGCAAGCGCGUGGGAGGAAGUCAGAAGAGUUGUGCUUGCGCAUUUGCUGAGACUAGACGUGCUGGCAGCAAGAAUCUUUAAACCCUGA
This is a messenger RNA of Hypomesus transpacificus, 579 nucleotides long. Its product is annotated as interferon a3-like. The record is from RefSeq and is a predicted model, not a curated record. Gene Ontology annotation, molecular function: cytokine receptor binding. Gene Ontology annotation, cellular component: extracellular region. NCBI's taxonomy places the organism in Eukaryota, Metazoa, Chordata, Actinopteri, Osmeriformes, Osmeridae. Gene Ontology annotation, biological process: defense response.